GGCCGUUCUGUCUGAAGUUAUCCACGGACAGGUUUUGUUAUUGUUACAUGCUUCGUUUGCGGUGUGGCUGUUGUUUCGUUCGAAAUUACGAUUUAAGUUCUCGAACGUGUGAAAUGUUAACUUAGUAGUUUAAAUAUAUUUGUUCCGAUGAAUUGUACGGAUUUGGAUAUAUCGGCUUUUUGUUCUGUAGUAUAUUCUGCUUGUAGUUGAUAAGGAUGGGUCUCCAAAAAUUAUAUGAGAGUUCAGAUGGUGGGAGUGAAUCAGAUUCCAGCGAAUCUGCCCAAAGUGAGCAAUCAGGAAGUGGAAGUUCCCGUAGAGAUGCUCCUGUCUCUGAAAAUGAUGAGAGAUCUCGAAGUCCAGUUAGUCAGAAAUCUGGCAGCCAUCGUUCUGUUUCGGGUAGUCCACGCGGUAGUCAAUGGUCUGGGUCAGGUAGUCCGCAAGGAAGCCACCAUUCUCCUUCUGCAAGUCCACAAGGUAGCCAACAUUCCCAACAAUCAGGGAGUGCACGAUCGCGUCGAUCGGGGAGUGUAAGAUCUCAGAGGUCUGCUAGUGAUGCAUCCAAAAGAUCAGGCAGUGUGAGUUCUCAAAAAUCUGGAAGUGGUCGUUCACAGAGGUCUGGUAGUGCUUCUUCUAAAGGUUCAGCGAGCCCUGCAUCGCGGAAAUCACAAUCAAGAACCUCGAGAUCUAGAUCGAGAUCCCAGAGCAGUGCAGCUUCAAGAUCUCGUUCAGGCUCCCCUGUCAGUACAAAGAAGAAAUCAAAUGGUGGGAGUGAAUCAGAUUCCAGCGAAUCUGCCCAAAGUGAGCAAUCAGGAAGUGGAAGUUCCCGUAGAGAUGCUCCUGUCUCUGAAAAUAUUGAAAGGUCUCGAAGUCCACCAGUUAGUCAAAAAUCUCGAAGCCCAGUCAGUCAAAAAUCUCGAAGCCCAGUCAGUCAGAAAUCUCGAAGUCCAGUCAGUCAAAAAUCUCGAAGUCCAGUCAGUCAAAAAUCUGGGAGUCCAGUUAGUCAGAAAUCUGGCAGCCAUCGUUCUGUUUCGGGUAGUCCACGCGGUAGUCAAUGGUCUGGGUCAGGUAGUCCGCAAGGAAGCCACCAUUCUCCUUCUGCAAGUCCACAAGGUAGCCAACGUUCCCAGCAAUCAGGGAGCGCAAGAUCACGUCGAUCGGGGAGUGCAAGAUCUCAGAGAUCUGCUAGUGAUGCAUCCAAAAGAUCAGGCAGUGCAAGUUCUCAAAAGUCUGGAAGUGGUCGUUCACAGAGGUCUGGUAGUGCUUCUUCUAAAGGUUCAGUGAGCCCUGCAUCACGGAAAUCACAAUCACGAACCUCGAGAUCUAGAUCAAGAUCACAGAGCAGUGCAGCUUCAAGAUCUCGUUCAGGCUCGCCUGUCGGUAGAAAGAAAAAAUCAAAUGAGUUGGGGUCUGACAAAUCAGACAAUGAAGAAAGUGAAACUGUUCAACGAAAGAGAGUUUUGUCUGAUAGUGAAGGAAGUUCAAAUGCUGGAAGUGGUAAAGAAGAAAAAUCCCAUGAAAAGAAAAAAUCCAAAGUUUUGGAUUCUGAUAGUGAUGAUAGUGGAUCGGAGCCAAAAAAAUCAGCUACUGCUGAGGCAUUGUUUGGGGAUGCUGAUGAUAUCAGUUCUGAAGAAGAAGCAGAAGAAAAGAAGGAUAAAUCAAGCGAUGGUGAAGAAGAAGAGCCUAAAGGGUCAGAAGAUGAAAAAGCAAGGAGUGAAGAAGAGAAAGACGAAGGCGAAAAGGAAGAGGAAGUAGAGAAAGAAGAAGAGAUACCUGAAACAAGAAUCGACGUUGAAAUUCCUAGGAUAAUGUGCGACGUUGGGAAAGACAUUCACUUUGUCAAGCUACCUAACUUUCUUUCCGUUGAUCCAAGGCCAUUUAGUGCUGAAACCUAUGAAGAUGAAAUCGAUGAAGAAGAAACGCUUGAUGAGGAAGGGCGAGCAAGAUUGAAAUUGAAAGUUGAAAAUACUAUACGGUGGCGUGAAGGUUUGGAUAAAGAAGGGAACACUAUAAAAGAAAGUAACGCCCGGAUGGUUAGAUGGUCAGAUGGAAGCAUAUCUCUCCAUCUUGGAAGUGAAAUUUUCGAUGUAUAUAAGCAGCCAUUACAGGGAGAUCAUAACCACUUGUUCAUUCGGCAAGGUACCGGUCUACAAGGACAAGCCGUCUUCAGGACUAAAUUAACGUUUAGGCCUCAUUCAACUGAAUCGUUCACUCACAGAAAGAUGACUUUGUCAUUGGCCGACAGGAGUCAGAAGUCUGCAGGAAUCAAGGUCCUGUCGCAAGUCGGUCAUGAUCCGGAUCAACAUAGGGGAGAGAUGAUUAAGAAAGAAGAAGAGAAAUUAAGGGCAACUUUAAGGAGAGAGAGUAAAGUGAAACGAACACGUGAGAGGGGAGCAAGUAGGCAGUUGAAUAGUUCUUACAUCGAACCGGAUAGAGAAGACGGAUCCGACGACGAUGGCGCUAUUUCACUUAACGCUAUUAAAAACAAAUACAAUAAAGCAAAUACUGAAAGAAAGCAGAACAUUUAUUCAUCGGAUGAUGAAGGCUCUGAUUUAGAAGCUAGAAGACCGAGGAGAAUUGAUAAAAUGAAAGCAUUGAAAGAUUCUGAUGACGAAGAUGGAGAAGGAGGGUCGGAGCAUGGAAGCGAUGCUUCGGACAUGUCAUAAAUGACUAAUUUAUAUAUCGUCAAAUUUUAGUUAUUUAGAUUAUGUUAAUUUGUCCGAAGAAAAAAAAAAAAAAAUUAUGUUUUAUAUUUAGAUUCCAUGUGAACAUCAUUGUAUAUUCAUUAUUAUUAUUAUUAUUUUAGACAAAUUUUUAAUUUAAUUGUUAAUGUAAUUGUGUAUAUUUUCACCUUGAUGUGUAUAUACAUGCAGUAAUUACAUGACUUUUAUUUAUUAAAAUGUCUUGUAUUUAUUUUUCUGAACGGAUAACAGUCUCAACUGUUGGACUUAUUUUUAUAAUUGCUUUAAAUAUAAUUCUUAUAUUUGUUAUUUU
Nezara viridula (southern green stink bug) is the source of this 2991-nucleotide messenger RNA. The record is from the annotation of a GenBank genome assembly. NCBI's taxonomy places the organism in Eukaryota, Metazoa, Arthropoda, Insecta, Hemiptera, Pentatomidae.